AUUGAAUUCGUUUUGUUUAUAACAAAACUCCUAAAGUGUGUGUUAAUAAAACAACUUACAUUAAACUUUCCGAUUUAACUGUGCGACUAACCUGAUUUAAGUUACUAACAAGCUUAAAACUCUUAAUGAAUAUCAAGUUAUAUGCUGGCUGAAGUUGCAGAUCGCCCGGUCUUCUUCAUCACCGUAUGGAAGAGUUAGGCACGGAAUUCAAGAAAAUAUAGCUCCAACAAUGGCUGAUAAGAAGAAGGAUGGUGAGCCUGAAGGAGAAGAAGAAUUCUCAGUUGAGAAGGUAUUAGACAGGCGCGUAAGAAAUGGGAAGGUUGAAUAUUAUUUAAAAUGGAAGGGCUACAGUGAUGAAGACAACACUUGGGAACCAGAGGAGAAUCUUGACUGUCCAGACCUCAUUCAAGCUUUUGAAGAGGCUAGAAAAAAGAAAGAAGCAGAGGGAAAAACAGUAAAAGUUGACAAGGAUGCCAAGAAACGUAAAUCUGCUGUAGCAACACCAGACCUGAAAGGUGCUAAGAAAGCAAAAACAGAUGAUAAAAAGGCCUCAGGGUUUGACCGUGGUCUGGAACCUGAAAAGAUUAUUGGUGCAACAGACAGUAGUGGCGAGUUAAUGUUUUUAAUGAAAUGGCAAGGUACAGACGAGGCAGACUUAGUACCAGCAAAGCAGGCUAACGUAAGGUGCCCACAGGUUGUGAUCCAGUUCUAUGAAGAGAGGUUAACAUGGCACACACCAGCACCCGAUGAAGCUGGCGCUGAGGAUUAAAAAAGAAAAAUAUCAGUCUACCACAAAUGGUUUUGAAAUAAAUGAUUAACUGAAUAAGUUUUAAUCGUAAGCAAAAACAGUUUUAAACAAUAGCAUUUUUUUAGACUUGUUUCAAUUAAAAUAAUUUCUGAUAAAAUUUUAGUAUAGCGACGUAGAAUAAAUUUAUAUUUGUGGAUAAUGGAAUAGGUAGUUCUCUGUACUGUUAUGUAUAAACGAUUAUACUAUGUAUUUCUACAUAAAUAUUUCAGUCAUAAGAUAACCCUUGUUGUACCUAUUAUCUGUAGCUGUUUCUGUUUUAAAUUUAAGUUUUGGCCUAUAAACGUUGAUUCCUUUUAUAUAAAUAAACAGCUGGAAUAAACAACAACUGUUAUGUGAUUGACACGAUUAAUUUGACAAACUAUUAUAUUUUUAGUAGUUACUUAAUAUUUUCACUUCUCUAAAAGUUAUGGCCUACCCUUUUGGUUUCGGCGAUUAACUUAUUUGACUGUUAUUAUAAAUGUUACGAAGAAUGUCUUAACACUAAACCAUUAUUGGUUAAUAUUUUUCUUUAUCAUUUAGAAAAAAUGACUUUCCAUUUAGCUAUAAUAUUGUAAUCCUGGUAAAGUAUUUUGCCAAGUUUAUUUUUGUUUAAUGUAAGUUAGAGUAAGUGGCAAUAUUUUUAGUGCUUAUAUAUAUAUGUUUUAAGAAUUAAAAUCGGCAUUGUAAUAAUGUUUGAUCAUA
This is a messenger RNA of Trichoplusia ni (cabbage looper), 1489 nucleotides long. RefSeq names its product chromobox protein homolog 1-like (gene Hp1b-l). NCBI's taxonomy places the organism in Eukaryota, Metazoa, Arthropoda, Insecta, Lepidoptera, Noctuidae. The coding region runs from base 230 to 769 and encodes 179 amino acids. The record is from RefSeq and is a predicted model, not a curated record. Gene Ontology annotation, cellular component: pericentric heterochromatin; nucleus. Gene Ontology annotation, molecular function: chromatin binding. Gene Ontology annotation, biological process: chromatin organization; negative regulation of transcription by RNA polymerase II. The transcript is spliced from 7 exons.